Meleagris gallopavo (turkey) is the source of this 1816-nucleotide messenger RNA. The record is from RefSeq and is a predicted model, not a curated record. NCBI's taxonomy places the organism in Eukaryota, Metazoa, Chordata, Aves, Galliformes, Phasianidae.
UGACUGGAAGGAGCCUGGCUGCACCUCUGUUAGACCCCAUUUAAGGGCUGACUGCCACUGGGGGAAGAAUCUCUGGUUGGUGACCCCUCCUUUGUGUGUUUUCCCUGCAAGCUUAACUCUUUGGAGGGUGAUAACAGCAGUGACAAAAGCCCACUUCCAACGGUACAGAGACACAUCCAGAUGUGAGCUUCUAAUCACCACCAAGGAAGUACCCAGAAGAUGCUGGGUAUCAAAAUCAACUUGAAAUCACGCUUGAAAUCCGUAGGAAUUGCGCUUUGAGCAAGAAGCGAUUUGCGCUAGCAUACGAUCCACGCGAUCCAGAGGAAGAGGCUCUGCUGUGCAGCCGGACGCAGCAUAGCCGUGGGCGGGAGCUGCCGCCCUGCUGCCUCCUUCCCGCCUUGCCCGUGCAGCGGGGCCAGUGCGCUCCCUGCCCGCGGACACUCGCAACCUUUCUACACAACUACAUGCAGUGAAUCUUCUAGCUGCUCAUGUCAGUCCCUGAGCUGCAAGCAUCAGACUUUCAGAAGCAUGUCCACUUUAAACAUUUUGUUUUACAUGUACCAGCCCAUCCAUGAGCAAAUGCUAAAUGAGAGAAAAAACUGCUGUUUUUAGUUCUGUCCAUAAAUGUGGACCUUUGAGGGACAAUCCAGAAAGCUAAAACCUUCAUAGCUUUUGCCUGAUAAUUUUUAGCACCUCGACUUCAGCUCUAUCUCUACUGCACAACAGGAGAUGGAAAACUUGUCAUUCACCCUAGUAAAGUAGAUGCUCUCUUCCAAAAUGACUUUUCAAGCCCUGGUUUUGAGUCUGGUUUGUGUUGUGCUCGGAAAAGCAAAAGUGAUUACGCAGACUGAGCAAAGAGUGGUGAAGGUGGGCGACAGCGUGACUUUCAGUUGUACCCUGACAGAGCCCGAGGACGUCGUACAAGUGACAUGGCAGAAAGACUCUGUAAAAUCACAAAGUAACAUAGCUACAUACAGCAAGUCAUCAGGAUUAAAGAUUCAGAAGCCCUACCAAGACCGGAUGAAUUUCACCAGCCUGAUGCUCAACAACACAAACAUCACUUUCUCAAGUGUGAGAAUAGACGACACAGGGUGUUACUUGUGCUUGUUCAACACCUUCCCGUUAGGCUCCUUUUCGGGACGUUCUUGCCUUGAAGUCUAUGGUCUCAAUGGAUCUAUCCAUUACAACAUUUCAGAAGGUCAUCUGAUAGCCACCUGUAGUGCUGUUGGCCUACCAGAGCCCACCAUCAGCUGGAACAGUGUAUUCAAUUAUACUUCUACACAGGAGAAGUUCAUAUAUGAUAAUGGGGUUGUGUCCAUCACCAGUCAACUGAAGGUCUUUGACUCUCAGAACAUCAGCAAGGAGGACUUGAUCUGCAGAGUAAGCAACGAAAACGAAGAAAUGGAGUUGCCCAUGAGUAUGAAAAAAAAAGAGGGAUUCAGGUUCUUGGGUCUGGCUAUUGCUGUGACUCUUUCACUUGUCAUCUUGGUCCUGGUUCUCACUGCACUGUGUUGGAGGAAGAGGAUAUGUAAGAGGAGUUGAAGUGAAACAUCCCAAGUGAAACGUCUUCACAAAGCCUUUCGUGUUUCCAAGUAAGUGACUUUUUGACAGACAAUGAGCAACUUUGUGAUAAGAAUCAAUGCCAGAGCAUUGGAGAACUUGCAUCUUCACCCUUGGUUAAGCACAGAAGCAAACUAGAUGUGCUGUUACUCUACGAAGGGCAAAGAGCAGCAUGCGGUGAAUCACCUUUCUGCAGAUGGAAUUCUGCUCACGCUAGUGGUUUGUCAUUGCUACACCUGUGUUUAAAAAAAAAAAA